GUGUUGGGCUUCUCUGUUUAUCUCUGGAAUACUUUGAUGACACAGUAAUUCACUUAACAAUAACAUAUUCCUGCAGAUAACUCCAGCCAAUCUGUCUCUGCCCUAAAUACUUUGUGUAUACAGUAUCUUUCCCAAGUACGCUGCGAUCCAGACCAAGGUCCCAGCAUCAGUGUGCACUGCACACAGCUUCCCAGGAAGAAGCGUUUGGGUAGAAGGGGGUUGUGACAGAGGCUCAUGUUAAAGCACUAGAAAAUGAACCAGGGGUGUGGACGUAUAUUUCCAAGAUCUCUAUAAAAGCCACAGAACAGUUGACAGAAGAUGAUCCAGCACAGAUGAACUACAACAAAUUAUGUGACUGUAAAUAAUCAUGAAAACAGCUGUGGGGAUUGCAGCAAGAUCAGCCACCAAAGGGAAACCGUAGGGAAUCGCCAAAAAUUACUAUCCCAGUUGGGGAAAAGAGGGAGAUUAACUGGAGGAGAACACAGAUAUAGAGCAAAUCCUGCAUGUCAAGUGUUAUGCACCAACAAAUUAGAAGCCAGUGGACUUUGGAUGUAGUUGUGCCUGCUCAGGUAGGAUAAGUCUGGCGAACGUCAAGUGUAAUAUCAAUCCUGACCCCCUCCAUCGUCAGGAGACGACAUCCUGCCCUGCCACAGAGAAUGGACUCCAUCGUCCCAAAAUGUGUUUUCCACCUCUAGCGUCUGUGAUUCUGAAUAAUGCCGGAUCCCAUAACCUAGUAACGGAAGUUUCCAAGCUGCGUCCAGUCUCACUGAGGAGGUGGUGGUGAAAACUCUGGAGACUCAAAGUGGGGAGAGAGCUCAGCCUGUCAGUUUCAAAGCAUUUGGAUAAGUGAUUAAAAGCAUUGAGCUGCUAGUGAUGGAAGCCUCUACCUGGCGCCGCUCUGGAUAUUUACUUGAUGACAAAGGUAAGAUGAGAAGGAGAGACUCUCCUCUCUCCAGCAAAACCUCCAAGAUGAAGUGCGAAGAUUAUGUUUUGCUGAGUAAGAAGCAAGUUGGCUAUGAGGGCCUGGGACUCCAGACGCAGAGAGAUGAGCCCAAGGGCACUGAUUAUGAUGUGCAUGUUUCCACCAAGAAGUUACAAAUAAGAAGAGGAGUGUGUGAGAGAGGGACUCAGGGACUGAUGGCAGAGGAGUCAUGCUCUAAAAAGCGAACCGUGACCAAAGCAGGUGGUAAAGGUAUGGAAGGUGAAGUCUCUUCAGAGGUGUUUGAAAUGCAGUUUGGACAGCAGUGUUUGGGAGAUGAGGCUGAAAGCAGGAAGGCGAACGCUGUUGUUUAUAGGCUGGAGAAAGCUGAAAUCAGUAUCUCCAGCCAAGAGGGAGAAAUUCAUCCAUUUGUCCACAUGGAACCUGAAGGGAGAAAGGAAAUGACAGAAUAUAAAUUGCCUCUGAUCCGGAGAAAUGCCAGCCACCAGGAAAGUUACCAAGGGACAGAGCAAGCUGCAGCUGGAAGGGUAAAUAUGAUCAACGCUUUUCAAGGAACACUGAAGACGCAGAUAAGCAGGUCGGACUCAGAAAGUAGCAUAGAGAGCAGACAAGUUAACAAGCUGACACUGAACUCUCCCUCGGAGGAAAAUAAACCCAGCGUCCAGAGCAGGUCAGAUAGCAGGGAGCGAGAAGUCAUGGUGAUGGAUUGUACAUUGCAAAGCAAAGAGGCCAGAACAAUGCAAUCUGCUUCACAUACCUUUUGGGAAAGCAGCAAUCCAGGUGGAAACUUUAGGCAGACAGUUAAUUUUUCCUCUCCUACUGAAAGCUCUGCAGACCAUUGCCCCAGUGGUCAGACUGGUGAAAAGGAUCCAGCAGGAAAGCUUGAUAAAGAUAAGCAGGUAGUGAAGAGCCUUGAGAUAAUGGUCUCAGCAAUUUCAAAUUGUGCUCUGAUUGCCGGAGAUUCGAGAGAGAAUGACAGCCACGUCCUUCACCCUGAGAGUGGAGAAGACCUCAGAAGUGAGGCAGAUUCAGUGGUAUCCGAUUCAAACAGCCACCAAAACUCCUCAAAAGCCCCUUCACCCAGGUUACAAACUGAAGGUUUGGCAGUGAGUUUCAGUGAGACUGUAACAAUGUCAGAGGUGCUACAGAAACCACAAGAUAGGACUGCUUCUAGCAAAAACCAGCCGGAAGCUACAUUUCCAGAUAGUGCAACUAAAAUCACCGGAGAAAGGAUCCCAGGAGGGGGCCCAGCUCAGCAGGAGCCAAAGGGGGAGGAAAAUCAAGAGGAUGAAAAAGUGCUUAAAGUUGCAGAUGUGAAGAAAACUUUCGAAAGGCAGAAGUCUGCAGAAGGCAAAGCGUCAGCACCUCCGCACAGUACAGCCAAAAAAGACACAAUGAGGCGAGUGGUACGACAGAGCAAAUUUCGGCAUGUGUUUGGGCAAGCAGUGAAAAAUGACCAGUGUUAUGACGACAUCCGGGUUUCCCGUGUUACCUGGGAUAGUUCCUUUUGUGUAGUAAACCCCAAAUUUGUUGCAAUAAUCAUAGAAGCUAGUGGUGGUGGAGCGUUCCUGGUGCUGCCCUUGCACAAGGGUCAGCCCUUCAUCCUUCCGAGGAGGAACAACUGAGUACCGCACACAGACUUUAAAAGCAGUGCCCCUCUGCAUGAAGCCAGACGUCAUUGUCCAGAAAUCUCUGUCCAAAGUCCGUGUGUGGCCCGAGCACCAUGGGAGCGGAUUUUUUGAGCUAAUCCACGUUUUAGCCUUAAUCUACUGUCAGGGGUCGCUAUUGAGCUUCAUCAAGCCUUGUGCUGAACUGAGCAUGCUGCAGCCACAGUAACUUCAGCUCCUGCUUGCUCCUCGCAUGAACUGUUGGGCCAGAUUUACAGCUACUUCUCCAGCGGAGCAAGGCAGGACAGUUUGUCUUCAUUCAUGGAAUUAAGAACCAGGAAGGCAGAAAAGUGGGGAAGAAACACUCCUGUUCCCCCCCAAUUGAGAUCUUUGAUGGGAAUGGAACUGAGGCGUGCUGGGAUUUUGUCUCGUUAACUUGCUGUUCCAUUUGCUGGGUGUUCGUUAGGAGUGCUUUCACAGCUCAUUGCAUAAGACCACAGAGUCAUUACUGUACCAAAGACCCUAACUCAUUAAGGGUACAUCUAUACGGCAAAAAACCAAUCCCCAAACCAAACCAAAAAACACAUGCAACCCUGCGGGAGUGAGUCUCAGACCCCAGAUCAAUGACUCAGGCUCCGGGGCUAAAAAUAGCAGUGUAGAUGUUCCUGCUUGCACUCUGAAACCUGGCUUGGGGGAUGGGUCUCAGAGCCUGGGCUCCAGCCUGAGUGGGAAUAUCUACACCACUGUUUUGAGCCCUGCGAGCCCAAGUCAGUUGACCCGGGCUCUGAGCCUUGCUGCUGUGGGGUUUUUGGCAGUCUUUCAUAGGUACCACCGUCUGUAGUGGAUAUUUUAAGCAGUUGUGUGAUGAUCAGCUGCUGUGGAUGAAACAUUGAACUUUGAACACAGGACUUGGUCUCGUCUCUUAACCACAUUAGGGCAGAGGCCAUGCUGCCUUCUGUUCCGUACAGUGCAAUGUAUUUAUUUAGCUUUGUACAGAGGAUUGAAGCUGAGCCGCACAGAGAUCCACCUGCAUCCAUGGUUGCAGGCACUGGGCUGUGUGGGCUAUGCCCGCCUAAUCUUGACAGAUGAUCUCUGCUCUAGAAAAAGGGGGGGAAGCUCCUAUGUUUCCUGAUAGACUCGGGGAAGUGACUUGAAAAUAUCUGGGUUUAACACAUCCGUGUACUCUAACGGUUAAGUCCACACAUCCCCAGAGUAAUUUGAGAUACAUUUUUUUCUAUCUCUUUACAAAAAUUUUUGCAGUUUGCCUUUUAAAAAAAAAAGAGCUGUGGCAAAAGGUUCCUCUUCUUUACUUAAACUGAUCUUUCCUAAGGCGGCUGCCUACAGCUGAAAUCACGUAGAGUAAGGUCUUUGAGAGGGGGGAUGAGGCCUGUUACUUGUGCAUGUGACUGAGGCCUUACUCGGUCCCAUUUGUCUAAACCUUUUUGUCCUUUGUGUGUUUGCCUUCUUAUUACUGUGUUUCUAAACUGGCAGCAUU
Molecule: messenger RNA, 4042 nt
Organism: Chrysemys picta bellii (western painted turtle)
Lineage: Eukaryota; Metazoa; Chordata; Testudines; Emydidae
Source: RefSeq, a predicted model, not a curated record